Molecule: messenger RNA, 696 nt
Organism: Drosophila willistoni
Lineage: Eukaryota; Metazoa; Arthropoda; Insecta; Diptera; Drosophilidae
Gene: HemK2
Product: methyltransferase N6AMT1
Exons: 1
Coding region: 1-654 (217 amino acids)
Biological process (GO): methylation
Cellular component (GO): eRF1 methyltransferase complex
Molecular function (GO): nucleic acid binding; S-adenosylmethionine-dependent methyltransferase activity; protein methyltransferase activity
Source: RefSeq, a predicted model, not a curated record
AUGGAAACACCGCACACUGAACACUUGACCUCCGAGGACUAUGAAUUUGUUUAUGAGCCAGCGGAGGAUUCGUUUUUAUUGCUAGAUGCUUUAGAAAAGGAUUUGCAGUUUUUAGAAGAACAACAACCACAUUUGUGUGUAGAGAUUGGCUCUGGUUCGGGUGUCAUUAUCACAGCAUUAUCGAAAAAGUUCUCAAACUCUGCCCUCUGUCUGGCCACAGACAUCAAUCCUCGUGCCUGUAAAGCAACUAAGAGCACUGCACUGAAAAAUCAUGCACAAGUGGAGUGCCUAAACUGCAAUUUAACCCAACCGUUGCGCAAACGUUCUGUCGAUUUGCUGGUCUUCAAUCCCCCUUAUGUGGUAACAAGCGAUGAGGAGAUGCAAUUACAAAAUAUUGCAGCAACAGAACGAAAUUUGGUUUAUUCCUGGGCUGGCGGUCAAGAUGGUCGGCGUGUUACUGACAUUCUGCUUAAGCAAUUAGAUGACAUUCUCUCGCCAAAUGGAGUUCUCUAUUUGCUUCUUCUGCGUGAAAACAAACCAGAAGAAAUCAUCAACUAUCUAACUAAAUUACGUUUUAAGGCUGUCAAAUUCAUGGAAAGACGCAUUCCAGGCGAACAUCUGUAUAUACUGAAAGUAACCAGAGUUUCAACAUGAUUUUUACCUACUUGUGCAAUAAAUCAAAAUAAGUAAAACAAA